Gadus chalcogrammus (walleye pollock) is the source of this 2191-nucleotide messenger RNA. RefSeq names its product interleukin-18 receptor accessory protein-like. Gene Ontology annotation, molecular function: interleukin-18 receptor activity. The coding region runs from base 143 to 1426 and encodes 427 amino acids. The transcript has 9 exons. Lineage: Eukaryota; Metazoa; Chordata; Actinopteri; Gadiformes; Gadidae. Gene Ontology annotation, biological process: interleukin-18-mediated signaling pathway. The record is from RefSeq and is a predicted model, not a curated record.
GAGUAUUGAAUGCAUGCACAAGGCUGAACAGCAACAGAGAUCUCUUCUUCGCAGAAGUUCUCUUCUUCGCAGAAGGCAACGCACAAGGCGCUGUCGUUCGCAGCGCGUGUGACCGGGGGAUGUCAUCCCCCUGUGUGAUAGCAUGGGGUGGGUUGGUCUCACACACCUGUUCGUUUUGGCCAUCACCCCUGCUCUGACCGAGGGAUGCUGCCAUGAUACACAGCGUCAGCGGACCUCAGAAAGUGUUACACACCCGCCCAGACAUCACUACAGAGUGGUCCUUGGGGAGCCCUUCGAGAUGAAUUGCGUGGCGUCCCCUGGGAGCGAUGUGCGGUGGUCCAGGUUUGGGGCAGGUUCGGGAGUGAAGGACCCAGUGCCGGUCAGCACAGAGAACCUUCUGAAGAUCCCGGCCGUGACCGCAGAUCAUUCCGGAAACUACUCGUGUGGCAAUGAGAGUGGCGCGUUACUGGACCUCCAGCUCCAGGUGUCCAGGCGGGCCUGCUCUGAGCUGGGGCCCAAACAGGUGACCCUGACCUUGGGCGCGGGAGGGGGGAUUGACUGCCCUAAUUCCACCUGUGGCGACCCAGACCUCUCCAACUCGCAGGUCACAUGGUACAAGAUGGGCCGUUCGAUCUCCGAGCUGCAGAAUGUGUUUCAGUGGGAUGUGUGCACUGAGGGCCCCCGCUUGAUGCUGUGCAAGGUGUUCGACCUACACUCGGCUGUGUUCUACUGUGACCGACACGCAAGGGGCCCCGGGCCCCUCUGGAUCACCAGGAGGGCCGUCAACGUCAAAGUCAUACCCCUAGAUACCGAAGACCCCCCCACGAUCCUGGAUCCCAACAGCAACAAAACUGAAGAAGUGGUCAUAGGUGAGCCACAUACUCUGCUGUGCAAGGUGACGUUUGGUUUCGAGAGGAACAUUUCCUCCAAGGUCCAGUGGUACACCAACACGGCGGCAGACCAGGCACUGAAGUUUCUGAUUGGCCAACAGGAGCAGACGAGAGAGAAAACGACGCUCAGUCACACGGAGGUGACACAGGUGGCGGUCCUCAAGGUGGUCACAGAGCUCCACCUGCAGCAGGUCUUCACCUGUCUGGCCACCAACGCCAAGGGGACCACGAACUGCACCAUCAGACUGCGGAGACGGGACGCAGCAGGCCACUGGCUAACCGGGGCGGUCGUCCCUGUGGUGUGUGUGUUGCUGCUGACUGGGCUGGGGGUGGUGUUGCACCUCCGCACCCUGGAGCUCACACUCAUCUACAGGUCUUACUGGCAGAGCAGCGCCCAUGUAGGAGAAGACAGCAAGGACAUCGACGUGUUUCUGUCUCACGCGUGGAGCCAUGUGUCAGAGGACGGCACAGGAACUCACACCGCGCUUCUGCCCUCUCCGUCCGGGGAGCUAGGCACGUCACCACGGAAGAAUUAAUCUUCAGAAAGACCACAAACUCCCCGUAUCUUAAUGAUAACAGUUCUCAGAAAAGCAGAUAAUACCCACAUCCUUAGCACCAGAGUUCCAAAGAAGCUGUGUUGAGGGUGUUGCUUAACAUCAGCCAAGAGGUCCACUGCCUAUCAGGCAGCAAAUUAACUCUUGACAACUUGUUAUUGUACUCAGAACGGCCGUUCAAACCAGACCCAGCUCCAGGUCUGGGCUUUGUCCAGGUUUGGCUGGGUCCCGUUUGUACUGCCUUUCUAUCCAACCCCUACCUUCUCCUUAAGGUGCAAUGUGUAUGAUUCAAUAUCAUCCAGUGAAAUUACUUGGCAUAAAUUGAAUUAGUAUGUGAAGUAUUUUUUAAUUUGUGUAUCUACCUUAGAAUGAUCCCUUCAUAUUCAUGUAAGGACUGAGUCGUCUUUCAAAGAGCCCGCUAUGACAGCAUUAUUCAAAUAAUUCAAUAACAUUUUAUUUUAAUAGCCCUUAAUCACCGUAACAGUCUAAAAGGGCUUAACAGGCCCUCUAAUAAUGACACCUCGCUAGCUUAGAACGGAUAAAAGGCUCUAAAGAGGAUGAGUUUUCAACAAUAACAAUGGCUAUCUUACUUCUAAGUUAUGUAUUUGACAGACUAAAUAACUAAAUACAGUUGAUUAAACCAUCAAGGAACCUCAUCCAUUUAGAAUGACAUCACUACCUCAUCAUGGUGCCUUUAUCCUAGACACAGCACCGUCAAUGACUUGAAUGUACAAUUCACGGUAAAUC